Bathycoccus prasinos is the source of this 1341-nucleotide messenger RNA. RefSeq names its product choline/ethanolaminephosphotransferase 1. Bases 1 to 1341 code for a protein of 446 amino acids. The transcript has a single exon. Gene Ontology annotation, biological process: phospholipid biosynthetic process. Gene Ontology annotation, molecular function: phosphotransferase activity, for other substituted phosphate groups. NCBI's taxonomy places the organism in Eukaryota, Viridiplantae, Chlorophyta, Mamiellophyceae, Mamiellales, Bathycoccaceae. The record is from RefSeq and is a predicted model, not a curated record. Gene Ontology annotation, cellular component: membrane.
AUGACGGUAUUACACGCGACGAGUUUACGAACGACGCGUUGGAAAGAGAGCCAGUGCUGCCACUUCAAGAACGAUGUUUUAGGAGGGAGGAAGAGGAAGCACCACGUGCACGCGGACGCUUCAAAGUGCGAGCAAGUGCACUCGUAUUUACACACGUCUCCGAAGAGCACGAUUUUGGAGCGAGCGUUUUUGGAGAGGUACUGGACGUUUAUGGUGCACACGUUUUGUCCGAAAUGGCUGGCGCCGAAUUUAAUCACCACGCUCGGCUUGUGUUUCGUGAUUCUGAACGUGUCUUUAGUUUUGUACUUUUCGCCGGAGUUGGACGGGUCUUCGCCGAAUUGGGUGUACGCAGUUUGCGCGGUGGGUUUUUGGAUUUAUCAAACCAUGGACGGGAUGGACGGGAAACAAGCGAGGAGGACCGGGACUGGGUCGCCGUUAGGGGAGGUUGUCGACCACGGGUGCGACGCGUUUAGCGCGUGCGCGUACGCGACUAUUUUGUGCGACGCGUUUUCGUUCAACGCCAAGACGAAUCGGUUGUUGGUGUGUGCGAUUACGAGUUGUGGCAGAUGGAAUUUUGGGUUGGAUACGGUCACGAGCACGUAUCAAGGGUUGUUGCCGAUUAACGAUUUUGACGCGCAAGAGAUUCAGAUUAUCUGUCAGAUUGUGUUUUUGCUCACGGCGUAUCUCGGACCGAGCGGAUGGAAGGAAAUUAAUGUUCCGGUGCCGACGUUCGUGAGUCCUAGCGGGACGAUUCCGGUUGGUUUGCUCUUCAUGGGUGUGGCGAGUAUUGUUUCGUAUACGACGAGGUUUAUAACCGUAGUGAAGACUGUCAGGAAGAGAAGACAGGUGAAGAGUGGAAGCGUUGCGACGGGAGAAGGUAAACGCAGGACAUCGACGAGAGCGCAGAUGAAGAAGAACGGCGGUUUACCACCGCACUGGCCGCAAGACCGUUCCUUAGCCGCGGUGUAUUUGACUGUUGUUGUCAUCGAGUUGUGUUUCUUCAACGCCGUUUAUCAUUCGAAAAACUUUAUAGCGGCGCACAUCUGCGCGUGCGUCAUGUUUACCGAAGUCAUGGUUCGCGUGAUGCAAAUAAGAGUGAGCGAUCCCAACUUUCGCGUGUUUAACUGGACGCACGCGAUAGUCGCGUACGUCGCGUCGCAAGUAAUCGAGAAGACGGACGACGUCGGGAUGGGUACAGUGAUUGCCGUAGCGUUGGCGACCUUUUUCUACCGAUUCUUUCACUUGGUCGCUCAAGUUACGGGUUGCUUGGGAUUGCAUCCGAACAUCUUCGUGAUCAAAAAAGCUGCCGGGAAUCACAAGAAAGGGAAAAAAGGACAUUAA